AAAGAAACAUAACAAAUAGCCCGACCCUCACUAACGGAUGUAAAGAAAAGAAACCAAGCUGACUCUCAAUCUAGGAGAAGUGGGAGGCACAGAGGGGGAAAGGGGUUUCGGGGAAACCCAGGAUGGAAGGAAGGGUGUGCAAUGGAUCAGAUCUGGACUGAAAAGGGGGACAGAUGGGAAAGAGGAAAGAAAGGAGGGAAAGGGGAAAGAGUGAGGAAGGGGCCGGAGGAAAGUGACAAGGUAAGAAAAGGAAGGAAAGGGCGAGAGGAGGGAGGGGUGGCUGAGAGCAGUUUCGGAGAGCAGGCUGCGUCCCAGUCUGUUUGUGAUUAGCGCACAGCCCGGUGCAGAAUGGAGUAAACAGAAACUUUCAGGCGUCCCCUCCGCCCCUCGCUGAGGCAAAGCAGAAAUCAGAUGCUCUGUGAUUAAUCGUGGAGGAUUCAGGACACGACCACAAACGCUGUGUGGACUUGAAAUUAACUGCCUGUUCCCAGUCCCCUUGCCAAAAUGGGAGUUGGGGGGUGGGACGUGAAGGCGUGGGGGCCCCCCGCCUGCUGGAGACCAGCAUGGAAUUCCCCCCGGCAGAGCUGGGAGUGACACUGACAGGCAAUCGGCAGCGUCCAGCAGGCAGCAUCCGGGGGGGAGCGGGGCCCGCUGGGGGGCCCCAGGAGGGCUUCCUGGAACCCCAGCUCCACGGCCGCCUGCACCCUGACACAGGCCAGAUAAGAGUCCCUGCUGCAUUAUCAGAGCCCGGCAGAGCACCGGCCUCCCUCUACCAGAAGGAAGACUGGGGUUGCAGCAGGUCCCCAAGGCGAUCUUCCCAGAGUGGGACGGGCGCCUGGUGGCCAGCGUGGAUGGACUUUGCCGAGCCCUAGCUGGAGUCCGGGAGUCCCUGGCGAGAUGGGAGCAGACGCUUGUUGGUAGCACUAGAGAAAGCAAGGCAGCUGCAAGGAGGCAGGCGGGACGGCACCUGAGUGUCCAGACCUGCUCAAUGCAGGUGACCGCCAUGUCGGUGAGGUUGCGGUUCCUGUCCCCUGGGGACACAGGGACCGUGGGGGUUGUGGGCCGGAGCGCCUCCUUCGCAGGCUUCAGCAGCGCGCAGAGCCGGAGGAUCGCAAAGUCCAUCAGCAGGAAUUCUGUGAGAUUGCGAAUGCCUGCAAAAUCCUCCAAGAUGUACAGCACGCUGCGGAAGGGGUCGGUCUGUGUGGAUCCCAAGCCUCAGCAGGUGAAGAAGAUCUUUGAAGCAUUGAAAAGAGGCCUCAAGGAGCAUCUGUGUGUGCAGCAGGCUGAGCUGGACCGCCUGUCUGGGUGCCACAAGGACACCAGGAGGAAUUCGAGGCUGGCUUUCUAUUAUGACCUGGACAAGCAAACACGCUGUGUGGAAAGGCACAUUCGGAAGAUGGAGUUUCACAUCAGCAAGGUGGACGAGCUGUACGAGGACUAUUGUAUCCAGUGCCGCCUGCGCGACGGCGUCUCCAGCAUGCAGCAGGCCUUCGCCAGGUGCCCCCCGAGCCGCGCAGCCCGAGAAAGCCUGCAGGAGCUGGGCCGCAGCCUGCAGGAGUGUGCCGAGGACAUGUGGCUCAUCGAGGGGGCUCUGGAGGUUCACCUGGGCCAGUUCCACAUCAGGAUGAAAGGCUUGGUGGGCUACGCACGCCUCUGUCCCGGAGACCAGUAUGAGGUGCUCAUGCGUCUGGGCCGCCAGCGCUGGAAGCUCAAGGGUCGGAUCGAGUCGGAUGACAGCCAGACCUGGGACGAAGAGGAGAAGGCCUUCAUCCCCACAUUGCACGAGAAUCUGGACAUCAAGGUGACAGAGCUGCGGGGCCUGGGCUCACUGGCUGUGGGCGCAGUGACAUGUGACAUCGCUGACUUCUUCACGACGCGGCCGCAGGUCAUCGUGGUGGACAUCACGGAGCUGGGCACUAUCAAGCUGCAGCUGGAGAUGCAGUGGAACCCGUUUGAUACUGAGAGCUCCGUGGUGUCACCCAGCCCCACAGGCAAGUUUUCUAUGGGCAGCAGGAAGGGCUCCUUGUACAACUGGACACCCCCGAGCACCCCCAGCUUCCGGGAGAGAUACUACCUGUCUGUCCUACAGCAGCCAACGCAGCAGGCCUUGCUACUGGGUGGCCCCAGGGCCACCCCAAUCCUCAGCUACCUGUCUGACAGUGACCUCCGGGGUCCCAGCCUGAGAAGCCAGAGUCAGGAGCUGCCUGAGAUGGACUCCUUCAGCUCUGAGGACCCCCGAGACACAGAGACCAGUACGUCAGCAUCCACCUCCGAUGUGGGCUUCCUGCCCCUGGCCAUCAGCCCCCACGCCUCCAUUGAAGAGGAGGCCCGGGAGGACCCCCUGUCCCCAGGUGUCCUGCCACAGAUGGCCCACCUCUCGGGAGGCCCAUUUGCAGAGCAGCCCGGCUGGAGGCACCUGGGAGUGGAGAGCCCCAGCCUGCCACGGGGCUCCCCAUUCCCCAACGGCACAGCCACAGCCCCGAGCGGCCAGAAAGGCCCUGAGGAAGGGGCAACCGGGGACAGAGAGGACGGGCCUGGCUUGGUCCUCGAGCGGCCUCUGCAGGAGGUCCUGGAGUUGCUGAGGCCCACAGACUCUACCCAGCCCCAGCUCCGGGAGCUGGAGUACCAGGUCUUGGGCUUCCGAGAUCGACUGAAGCCCUGCAGAGCGAGGCAGGAGCACGCCUCAGCCGAGAGCCUGAUGGAGUACAUCCUGGAGAGCUUUGCCUUCCUCAAUGCCGACUUCACCCCGGAUGAGCUGUCCCUGUUUGGGGGCUCCCAGGGUCCCCGAAGGGACCAGCCUCUGCCCCCACCACCAUCACUGAAAACAUCCAGGGAACUCACAGCCGGUGCCCCGGAGCUGGACGUGCUGCUGACGAUACAUCUCCAAGUCUGCAAAGCUCUGCUGCAGAAACUGGCCUCCCCUGCUUUAUCAAGGCUGGUCCAGGAAUGCCUCCUGGAAGAAGUGGCACAACAAAAGCACGUUCUGGAGACACUUUCUGUCCUUGACUUUGAGAAGGUCGGCAAGGCAACAUCCAUCGAAGAGAUCAUUCCACAGGCGUCGCGGAGGAAGGGGUGCCUGAAGCUGUGGAGGGCGUGCACAGGGCCUGGUCGGGUCCUGUCCUGCUCUGCCACGACACUGCUGAACCAGCUCAAGAAAACGUUCCUGCACAGAGUCAGAGGGAAAUACCCGGGCCAGCUGGAAAUAGUGUGUCGCAGGCUCCUGGAACAGGUGGUCAGCUGUGGUGGGCUGCUCCCUGGAGCUGGGCUCCCUGAAGACCAGACCAUCACCUGGUUCCAGUUUCACAGCUACCUGCAGAGGCAGAGCGUCUCUGACCUGGAGAAGCAUUUCACCCAGCUCACCAAGGAAGUGACACUCAUCGAGGAGCUCCACUGCACGGGGCAGGCCAAGGCGGUCCGGAAGCUGCAGGGGAAGCGGCUGGGCCAGCUCCAGCCCCUGCCCCAGACCUUAACAGCCUGGGCGCUGCUCCAGCUGGACGGCACUCCGAGGGUGUGCAGGGCGGCCAGUGCUCGCCUGGCGGGUGCAGUCAGGAACAGAAGCUUCCGGGAAAAGGCUCUGCUCUUCUACACCAAUGCCCUGGCAGAGGACGACGCAAGGCUACAGCAGGCUGCGUGCCUGGCGCUCAAACAGCUCAAGGGCGUUGAAAGCAUCGACCAGAUUGCCAGCCUGUGCCAGUCUGACCUGGAAGCGGUGCGGAUGGCAGCCCGGGAAACCACACUGUCAUUUGGUGAAAAAGGACGGUUAGCUUUUGAGAGGAUGGACAAACUCUGCUCAGAACAAAGAGAAGUCUUUGGCCAGGAGGCAGAUGUUGAAAUCACAGUAUUUUAAAAUAUCCUGGCUGAUGAGCAAGUCUCGCCUCGGUUUUUUUUGCUGCUGCUUGGCCUGCAUGUAAAGCCUGAGCUCUGGGUAAUGGUGCCAUCUGCUCCUCUAGGAGUGUGAACUGCCCAGAGCUCUGCCUGAGGCUCCAGCCACUGACCCAGGGCAUGGGCUGGUCUUUUGGACAGGACAGAAAAACGCAAGGCCACGUACAGCGUUCCAAGGGCUGCAUGGCCUCAACGUCGCCCCCAACUUCUGGCUGAGGGUCUGUGUGACUUUCCCUGAGAUGCAGAGCCGAGCCGCACUUGGCGGCCACCUACAAGAGGGCCAAGGCCAGGUAAAGUGAGGCCCUGAAUAAAAGGCUCCAUGAUGAGGGUACAGAACUCCAGGCCUCCCUGCCGGUCAGCCACUCAGCACUUCUGGGUCAACAGACACUGGGAUGGAGAAGGCUGCUCAAGUCAUUUCAGCAGCAGCCAGCUGGCACCCCAGUGAGCUGGGGAAGGUGGGAAGGCACAAAGCCAGGGUUUCUACAGCCACACUCUCCGCUUGACCUGCAGCCGGCGUGCCAUGGAGCCCACGGACAGCGGCUGCUGGACUGUGAACCUCACCCUCCCUAUGCUCAGCAACACAAAGGGAAGAAGCCGCAUCAGCCCAGGAGCCCUGAGCAGCACGGGGAGUAGAGCCGCUCGCUACCCAAAUGCAAUCCAGCUUCAGAGUCAAUCGAGGGCCUCGUCAAUAAACCGCUCCAGAAGCCAUCAGCUGCCCUGAAGAAAGAGUUCGCUGAAGAACACGUUGCUUUAUAGAAAGAAAAUUAGUUUCCUAUUUAAGUCUAUUAGAAAAAAGCAAACCACAUCCUGAGAGUCUGUUAAUGUAGAGAGAACCUAGGCUUUGAGGGUGCUGUAACCACAGCAUCAGAGAACUUUCCCAUCCAAACUUCCUGUAUAUAUAUUGUGCUUUUUUGGUUUAACUUUUAGAAAACCUGGUUCAUAUGUUCAGUUCUCUGGAAUUUCAAUUAAACUAUUUUAAUUAGUGUUUUACUUUUUA
This is a messenger RNA of Sapajus apella (tufted capuchin), 4879 nucleotides long. It is a transcript of the gene RIPOR3, whose product is annotated as RIPOR family member 3. Bases 989 to 3847 code for a protein of 952 amino acids. NCBI's taxonomy places the organism in Eukaryota, Metazoa, Chordata, Mammalia, Primates, Cebidae. The transcript has 22 exons. The record is from RefSeq and is a predicted model, not a curated record.